AUGUGGCUACCGCUCCAGCAGACAUCACCAUUGUCAACAGCAUGUGUCAUUCCGUCGUCUUGGUUCUUCUACGAAGAAAAAUGCAAUUUAAAAGGUAAGAGACCAACGCCACAUUUGUCAUUAGAAUAUAAAGAAGCAAAAACUUUAAGAAAAUUUCAAUUGUCUUGGUAUUCAAAAUUUAACUGGUUAGCGGGAAGUAGUGAAAGAAAUAAAUUAUACUGUUACAUAUGUGUCUUGUUCAGAGGAGAGGAUGAGUGGAGUAUAAAUGGUAUUCCUAAUAUUAAAAACUUAGUUCGUAAAGCUGAAAAACACCAAAUUUCAAAAAAACACCUAACAAAGAAAGUUUUCAUAUGCUGGGUAAAAAUAGGAUUGAACAUUCAAUAUCUGAGAGUCGUCGGUAUAACUGCAAUUAAUCAUAAUAAACAAGUGGACAUAAACAGAAAGAUAUUAGCUCGUUUAAUCGAUGUAGUUUGUUUUUUAGGAAAACAAGAAUUGGCAUUCCGUGGACAUCGCGAGAAUGAAGGUUCUUUAAAUAAAGGGAAUUAUUGUGAAAUUUUAGAUUUACUUGCUAAAGAAGAGCAAUUUAUAAGAGAACACUUUUUGACAAAUUCUGUUUUUAAAGGAACUUCACACGACAUACAAAAUGACUUGAUCCAUUGCGUAACUACGGUAUUAAAUUCUCAUAUUUUAAAAGAACUACAAAUUACAAAUUUUAUAUCAAUACAAACCGAUGAAACUACGGACGUAUCAUGCCAAUCUCAAAUGAGUUUAAUUUUUCGUUAUAUUAUUGACAAUAAGAUCGAAGAAAGAUUUAUAGGAUUUUUCGAUGUUUCUAAAAAUAAGACUGCAGCUGGCUUAUCCGAAGUAAUUCUAAAUGAACUUUCUAAGUGGAAUAUUGGUCAAAAAGUUGUGUGUCAAACAUAUGACGGUGCUUCUGUUAUGGCUGGUGAAAAAAAUGGGGUGCAGUCAAUUAUACAAAAUAUUUAUCCAAUGGCUAUUUUUAUACAUUGUUACGCUUAUCAAUUGAAUUUAGUUCUACUUCAUGGCGCAAAAACAAUAAAAGAUGUUAAAUUAUUCAUAGCAAACCUUACUAUGUUCCACACAUUUUUUAGUAGAUCUUCUAAAAGAAGUGUCUUAUUAAGAGAACAAGGAUUUAAAUUACCAAAUCAAUGUAAUACUCGUUGGAAUUAUCAUUCAAGAGCUGCUUUAACAAUAAAAACUCAUUUCAAUGAACUAAAAAAUGCCGUAUCUCAUGUAGUUGAUGACCCUGGCUGGGAUUCUACUUCUGUUUGUACUGCAUCUGAUGAGCUUCAAGAAGUAUAUCAAGAAGUCACCAAACUUAUUCAAUUAGUAUUAACUAUUCCUGCAACAACAGCCUCAAGUGAAAGAUCCAUGAGUACUUUAAAACGUAUCAAAUCCUUUUUAAGAAAUUCAAUGACAAAUGAUAGGCUUUCAUCUUUGUCUACUUUAGCUAUCGAAAAAAAAAUGUUAGUUGAUGUGCACACCACGAAAAAGAAAACACGAGAGAGCGACGGUUCCGACGACAUUCUACACGAAGGCUAUGCCGCUGGACACCACAAAAUGAAGAUAAGUGCUUCAGUGCCACCACACAAAACUGAAAAAACACACGAACUUAAUAAAACUUGUGGCACUGAGAGCAUGACUUAA
This is a messenger RNA of Aphis gossypii (cotton aphid), 1668 nucleotides long. RefSeq names its product zinc finger MYM-type protein 1-like. Lineage: Eukaryota; Metazoa; Arthropoda; Insecta; Hemiptera; Aphididae. The transcript is spliced from 4 exons. Bases 1 to 1668 code for a protein of 555 amino acids. Gene Ontology annotation, molecular function: protein dimerization activity. The record is from RefSeq and is a predicted model, not a curated record.